Sparassis crispa is the source of this 738-nucleotide messenger RNA. Its product is annotated as putative protein crossbronx. Bases 1 to 738 code for a protein of 245 amino acids. The transcript is spliced from 4 exons. The record is from RefSeq and is a predicted model, not a curated record. Lineage: Eukaryota; Fungi; Basidiomycota; Agaricomycetes; Polyporales; Sparassidaceae.
AUGCUUGCCAUUGGCGGGCUCGUCCCCUCUCCCACAAUCGACCUUUCCUCGCCCACAAGGAACAGGUCCAAGACCACCUCUCGCAUUGCCUCAGCCACAAGCACCACCGCCGUCGCCGAUGCCCCCAGUCCCGCGCUCACCCGCACCGCCGUAGCGCUCGAGUAUGCCGCCCUCCUCCACGCCGGACAUUGCCCGCUCGGCAUGUAUGUCACGCCCUCGCCCGACAACCUCCUCGUCUGGGACGCCGUCUUCUUCGUCCACCAGGGAUACUACACGGACUCUAUACUCAAAUUCCGCCUCACCUUCCCUCCAACGUACCCCGAUCGCCCGCCCGCUGUCCACUUUCUGACAGAUGUGUUUCACCCUCUCGUAUCUCAGCAGGGUGGCACCUUUAACCUCGCGCCGCGCUUUCGGCCGUGGAGACCAAAGGAACACCACGUAUUUGACGUGCUGCACUGGAUAAAAGCGGCAUUCAAGAAGCAUGCACUGGACGAGGUGAAAGAGGCGGACUGUCUCAACAAGGAAGCCUACAGAUAUCACGACACGACGUCAUCGUUUGCCGCGCUCGCCACCCAGUCGUCGAUGCUCUCGCAGUCCGCAUCCGCGCUAUUCGACCGCGACCACCCUUCCAUGGCAGGCAAAGGUACGCACAGCAUCCAGUUCCGCGAGCUCAAACCAGAGCAGCUCGCCACUCUCCGUGCUCGGGUUGGGCUGAAGGAGUGGGAUGACACCGUCUGA